AUGCGGGAGGCCUACCACCACCAACACCAAAUCAUGAGCCCGGGACUGAUGGCAUGCAAGACGGAUGACUUGGAAAUCUAUGUGAUCGACGCCUCGUCCCGUCUGCGGCGGGCCAUCCACGCCAACGACGCCCUCCUCGUCAAGCGAAUCCUGCACUCGCACCCGAAGCUCCUCCACAACCCAGACACGUCCCAGGGCGGCCUGUCCAACUCGAACCUGCACCUCGCCGCCUCGCUGGGCCACCUUCCCAUCGUCAAGCUGCUCCUCUCGCUCGGCUGCGAGGCCGACUGCCCCUCCCUCAACGACGACUACCAGACCGCCCUGAUGCUGGCCGCCGGGGCCGGCCACACCGAGAUCGUCCACUUCCUCAGCGAGCGGGACCCGCCAAUCAUCCUGCGCCGCGAUAUCCGGGGCCGCGACGCCAUCAUGGAGGCUGCCCGCGGCGGGCACGACACCGUCCUGCAGAUCCUGCUGACCUACGUGCCGUGCGGGCCCGAGCAGGCUGUCCGCAACGCCGACGCAGAAGGCAACACCGCCCUGCACUUUGCGAGCAGCAACGGCCACAUGCUCGUGCUGAGGACGCUGCUGGCGGCAGGUGCCGACGCCGAGCGGAAGAACAUAUGGUCGUGGACUGCUAUUGCCUACAGCGCCACAGUCGAGGCCGAGGUCUACCUUAAGAAGCUGAUCGUCGAAACUGAAGCUAAGAGGAAGUUUACCAGACAGGCUGACGAGUCAAGGAGGGGCACGGGCUUGAAGGGUGGGCUGCGGAUGGUCGGGGAUGUCGAGGACUGA
Molecule: messenger RNA, 792 nt
Organism: Diaporthe citri
Lineage: Eukaryota; Fungi; Ascomycota; Sordariomycetes; Diaporthales; Diaporthaceae
Exons: 2
Coding region: 1-792 (263 amino acids)
Molecular function (GO): protein binding
Source: RefSeq, a predicted model, not a curated record